UUCAAAAACGCGUCGGUUUGCACCGCUUGGCGUUGGCGGGUGAGAGACCCAUUUUUCGGCACUCGGUGCUUUCAGAGAGCUCAAAUUUGAAUUCGUGAAUCGAAACGCAGCGUUUUAGUAGAGCCGAGAUCGAAGAAGAAGAAGAAGAAUGGGGAACAGAAGGUUCGCGCAGGUCUCGACGAGCGACGAAGAAGACGUCGUCGUUCCGUCGCGGCAACAACAGUCGUCGGAGGAGAACCAGUCGAAGAAGCAGCGGAAGAGGAAGCAGGCGAAGCUUCUAGAAGAAGAAGACUAUGAAGAAGAAGAAGAAGUAGAGGAAGAAGAGGAGGAGGAGGAGGAGGAGGAGGAGGAGGAGGAGGAAGAAGAGGAAGAGGAAGAGGAAGAAGAAGAAGAGGCACAGAAGAGCAAGAGGAAGAAGAGUAAGAAGAAGAAAGAGGAAGAGGAGGAGGAGGAGGAAGACGAGGACUUACCGGUGUCGGAGGAUGCGAAGCCGGUCGGCAACCCGAUCAAGACCAGCGGCAAGGGACGCAGCAAGAGGAACCACUAUGUGGCCUUCGAGUACGACGGAAAUCAAUACGAUCUUGAGGAUCCUGUACUUAUUACUCCUGAGGCUAAGUAUCAGAAGCCGUACGUGGCAAUUAUAAAGGAUAUAACUCAGGAUAAAAAAGGGAGUGUAAUGAUGACCGGACAGUGGUUCUAUCGCCCUGAGGAGGCAGAUAAGAAAGGUGGUGGAAAUUGGCAAUCAAAUGACACAAGAGAGCUAUUCUACAGUUUCCACCGCGAUGAUGUUCCGGCUGAAGCUGUAAUGCACAAGUGUGUGGUGCAUUUCGUUCCUUUACACAAGCAGCUUCCAAACCGUAAAGAGCAUCCUGGCUUCAUUGUUCGAAAGGUUUACGACACUGUCGAGCGAAAGCUUUGGAAGCUGACAGAUAAAGACUAUGAGGAUAAGAAGCAGCAUGAAAUUGACCUACUAGUUCAGAAAACUAUGAAACGUUUGGGAGAUCUCCCUGAUAUUGAGCCUGAAGAAAACAAUGCUGUCGCUGAGCAGGAGGAUCAAUUGAAGUCUAAAAGAAGUCUCAGGAGAAAGAACAUUUCUCCUCUUGAUGUUUCUAGGGAGGAAGAAGCAACAAGAUCUGAUCAACGUACAAAACCAGAAACACCAGGCAGCUGUCAAAGUAAUGCCUCAGAAUAUUAUUUCAUUUUAGAAAAGUUCAACGUACUCACCGGAGAGACCCAUCGUGAUAAAUGGAUGGAGAGACUUCUUCAGGGGGUUCAAUAUGUAUGCAAUUCUACUGACGGCACAAACAAGGAUGACAAGGGAAAGGCUGAUGCUGAUGGCAACAACCGUGAAAGUGACAAUAAGAGUUCUGAAGCCACGAAUGGAUCUCAAGAUAAGAGCCUUAAGAGUGGCCAAGGGUUUGUCUGGCCAGAUGCUGCUGUUUCAGCAGUAAGUGCUCUUGAGAAGGCUUCACAUGAAUCUCUUUCCUCAGAUUUUCAGAAGUACAACCAGAAAUUACGGCAGUUAGUAUUCAAUUUGAAGAACAAUGCAUUGCUUGCUCGGCGUCUUCUGAAUGGAGACCUGGAACCAUUCAAAAUACUGAACAUGUCACCCAAUGAGUUAAAGGAGGGUUUAACAGCUGAAGAAACGAAAAAAAAGGAACCUGAUGAAUCUGAACGAAUGCAGAUGACUGAUGCUCGUUGCUCAAGAUGCUCUGAAUUUAAAGUGGGCGUAAGGGACAUCAUCCAAGCAGGACAUGGAGAGCGCUACCAGUUGGAGUGUAUUGCCUGUGGUUAUUCAUGGUAUGCAUCUCGAGACGAGGCAUCCACCCUGACGAUUGACUCUCCGAGCUCUGCAAAAAACGUAGGCACGGCUCCAUGGGCCACUGCCAAAUUCGAAAAUGUCGAGAAGAAGCUGGUGAGCCCCCGUGAGUCUGACAAUGAUGUCUUCAAGAAAACAAGCGAAGCAUAUAUGCCCGUGCUGGAGGCCCAGAAAUCUUUUAGCAAGGGUAAAAAGGAGGAAAAUCCCGAGACUACAAAGGGUGCUACGAGGAACGCUGACUAGGGGCAUACAAUGCCGGGUUUUACUUCCAACUUCAAAAAGUAUUUACGUGUAGUGUAGUGAGGAAUCAUUUUCCUGUAUAGCAGUUUUAAUCUGGAUGAGCAUUGUGCAUAUUAAUCCCUAGGUUAAUUGGGAGGCUUAGGAUAGAAGUGGCAUACUUUCGAGUGUCAAAUUUGGUAUCCUUCCUUGGCCUUCCUUUUUACAAAUAAGCUGUUAGCCUGUUACAGGAUAUCAGAAGAAAGAUUAUACUAACCGGAUAUCAAUACUUGA
Morus notabilis is the source of this 2329-nucleotide messenger RNA. Its product is annotated as DNA ligase 1. Gene Ontology annotation, biological process: DNA-templated transcription. Lineage: Eukaryota; Viridiplantae; Streptophyta; Magnoliopsida; Rosales; Moraceae. Bases 149 to 2062 code for a protein of 637 amino acids. The transcript is spliced from 8 exons. The record is from RefSeq and is a predicted model, not a curated record. Gene Ontology annotation, molecular function: chromatin binding.